Messenger RNA from Mustela erminea (ermine), 2237 nucleotides. RefSeq names its product translation initiation factor IF-2-like. Bases 1 to 1098 code for a protein of 365 amino acids. The record is from RefSeq and is a predicted model, not a curated record. Lineage: Eukaryota; Metazoa; Chordata; Mammalia; Carnivora; Mustelidae. The transcript has 4 exons.
AUGACGGCGGCGCCCGCGCGGGCCCGUCCGCCCCGGCCCCGGCCCCGGCCCCGGCCCCCGCCCGCCCGCGCGUCCGCCCGCCCGACUCUCGCGAGGCCGCCGCCGCCGCCGAGCCCGCCGAUUCGCCGCGGCAGAUUCGCCGCGCAGGCCGCGGCCGCGCCGCCCGCAACGGUCGUGCCCGCGCGCCGGGGACGGGCACCGGGGCUGCGGCGCGGCCGCGAGGACUCGAACCCGCCACCUCCGGACGCCGGCGCCGCCGCCGGACCUCAGACCCACGGACCCGCAGGCCUCACGGGCCGCGCGCAGGCGCCAGCGGGGCGCCUCUGGGUUCCCCUGGGCCCGACUCGCGACCCGCGCUCCGGCGCUGCAGGGGCGGCGCCCCCGGGCGGACGCGGACACGCGCGGAGCCGCGCUGCUCGGACCCUGAGGUCUGGGGGUGGGGGACGCGGCCGCGCUCAGGCCCCCGGGACGCGCGCGCUCGCAGCGGGAAGCCGGCGGUCGGGUCGGCCUCGCCCCGGCGCAGCGCCCGCGGGUUGCACGUGGCCCGGGAAGCGGAUUCCCGCAGCCCCCGGACCGGGCCGUCGCGAGCGCGGUCAGGACCGUGGGACAGUGAACGGCCAAACGCCGGAGGAGGGGCCGCCCUGUCCCCCUGCGGGCGCUGAGCCGUGGCCGAUCGCGCAGGGACUCCCCCGCGGCACGACCCCGCCGGGGGGCAGGCGGCCCAGCGCCAGCACAAGAGUCCAGCCGGGCCGGCCGGAUGGCAUCGGGCGAGAGCAGGUGCCGGCCCGGCUCUGUGCUGUGCGGGCCGCGGGCUGGCCUCUGAGCCUGGCCUUGCAUGGGCGCUCCGGCUCUCCCGCACCCGGCAGCGCCAGGCCCACUGCCCUACUGCGGCGCCGGGCGUCAGGCCCAUGCGGCCCAUGCAGGGCCCGAGCAGAAGAUAGGAAAACGUUCCUGAAAAAGCACCGGCCGCACCACAGCCUGUUGCCGUCCUGCCGGCUUGGCUCACCUCCCCUCAUGGGCCUCAUCUCGCUGGGACACCAGGGGAAUCGCAGUGGGGCUGGGCUCACACCCGUCCCCUCCCUGCCUGCGUGGACGUGAGCCCGCCCCAGCCCCCAGCCCCCUCCACCCAAGCGGAUUUUGUGCUGCUCGUAAGCAGUGCGGUCGGGUGUCUGUGAGACGCGCACACGCGCCAUCUUCUUCCUCCUCAACACGGCUCGAUUUGCUCACUGAGACCUUCUAUUCGCCGCCGCUGCCGUGUCCUCGAUGGUGCAAACUGCAGAGAUAACAGAAAGAGAUAACAGAGGGGAUUCUGCAUGGCGUCUCCUGCUGAGGACGUGAGGCUGUUGCAGGGGUGAACCUCGUGUUCGUGGGCCCCCCAGCACGUGGGCAAACCCCACAAAGACCCCCCGGGGUGCGUCUGGAGCUGCAGAGGUCGCACACCCUCCGCGCCCCGGGAGAGCCAAGUGGGGCGGCUGUGGUCACUCUCUGACUUGGCCACGCCGGGUCCUGCAGGGAGGGGAGGGCCGCCGCCAGGCCCCGGCUGCUGCCAGUGUGGACGGGACACACUUGGGCGGGGGGCAGAAGGGAGAUGUCCCCGCAAGGACAGACAGCCGAAGGGGACGGAGCAUUGGGACGAGCCCGAGACCGCAGCCACGGCGCCCGAGAAGCAGCCGGAGAGCUCUUCUCUCUGGCCGCCUGUCCUGCGCGCCUGCAGAGAGGCCGCGGGCCUCCAGACACAGGGCCCCUGCCCCGUCGCCCCCGACACGCCCCUGUGGGGAGCCGUGGGGAGCAGGGAGAGGAGGCGGUCGUCCCUGCUGGGCCCUGUGCCGGGGGCGGGGGAGACAUCUGGAGGGGAGCCCACCCUCUGGGACCUGGCUGCAGACCUCACAGGCCAGAUGCACAGCCCUGAGGCAGGGGACAGGGAAAGGGCACGGGGGUGAACCCACGGUGUGGGGUCAGGUGGGGCGCUGGGGAGCGGCUGGGCCACGGGCCGGGGGAGCAGGGUGGGCAGCAGUAGCCCGACCCUCAUACAGAACUGCAGGCUGGGGGUCCUUGCCAUUCAGCUCUUUCAAGACAUCCUUCCAUUGUCUUCCUGCUCCCAUCAUUUCUGCAGAAAAAUUCUGUGUCACCUCUUUCUGUUGCACCCAGAGGAUAAGACACCAGUUUUCCUGGAUGCUUGUAAAUUUUGACUUUCAGGAGUUUUAUUAGGAUAUUCCUAGGUGUAUUUGCUUUGUACU